Caenorhabditis elegans is the source of this 1775-nucleotide messenger RNA. It is a transcript of the gene chaf-1, whose product is annotated as Chromatin assembly factor 1 subunit A dimerization domain-containing protein. The transcript is spliced from 8 exons. Gene Ontology annotation, cellular component: nucleus. The record is from RefSeq and is marked reviewed. The coding region runs from base 14 to 1453 and encodes 479 amino acids. Lineage: Eukaryota; Metazoa; Nematoda; Chromadorea; Rhabditida; Rhabditidae.
AGUUUUCUCAAAAAUGGAUGAAUCUCAUGUUACCGAUAACACUACUGACGAUGUACUAAUCGAGACGAAUGAGAAUUCCUGUGACCCAAAUCAGAAAGGUGUGAAACGGGUAGCUCAAACUCCACCAGAGAAAGAUGCGAAGAAAGUGAAGCUAUCGCGUGAUUCUUCAAAUCAGUCUGUGAUUGAACUAUCGGAUACUUCUCCUCAAAAAGAAACUUCCCAACAGUCCCCAAAAGCUCCGAAAACUCCGAAAACUCCAAAAACUCCAAAAGUUUCGAGAGAAGAACGAGAAAAGCAGAAGAGAGAGAAAAUGGAGGAAAGGGAAAAGCAACGAAUCGAACGCGAACGAAUUCUUGAGGAAAAGCGUUUAGAAAAAGAUAAGCUAGCCGAAGAGAAACGUUUGGACAAGGAGAAAAAAGAAAAGGAACGGUUGGAUAAGAAGUUGGAAGAAGAUAAGAAAAAAGAGGAAAAACGGAAAGAGGCUGAAGAGAAAAAGAAAAAAGAUGAAGAAGAGAAAAUGAAGAAGGAUGAAGAAAGGAACAAAAGAAAGAAGGAAGAAGAAGAAAAGAAAGAAGCUAAACGGCGGGAAGAUGAGGAAAAGAAAGAAGCAAAAAGAAAGGAAGAAGAGGCUAUCGAAGAGAGAAAGCGUCGACAGUCUGCACUUUUCGCUAAAUUCUUCUCGAAAGUCGAAAAGAAAAAAGUUGCAGAACCUCAGAAAGAGUCUUCUAACUGGUAUCUACCAUUCGAGAGAAAGGAUGGAAUGUCUCUCGCAAAAAUUAUUUCAAGAGAUCCACUUCCCGACGAUGCUGAUAUUUUUACACAACACGAAGAGAUUAACUCGAUCGCUUCAUUCAUUGAAUCUGCGGCAAAAAUUGUACCAAUUGAAUCUUCAAAGGCCAGAAAUAUGAAGGCAAAGUUGUUCCAAUUUCAUGGAAAUCGUCGUCCACAGUACUAUGGAACAUGGCGAAAGAAGUCAAAAAUUGUAUCCGGAUCGUGUCCAUUGGCAGAAGAAAUUGGUAUUGAUUAUAAUGUUGUAUCGGAUGACGAGUGGGAAGACGAACCUUCUGAUGGUGAAGAAUGCAAUUCCGAUGAUGAUGCUGAAAAGGAUAACGACGAUGACGAUGGUGGUGAGGAAGAUGAUGGAUUCUUUGUUCCACCGUGUUAUCUUUCGGAUGGAGAAGGUGAUGAAGAUUCGACAUCUGAUAAUGACAUUGCUGGAGAUAAAAAGAAGGAAAAACAACCAAAAAGAAUCACAAUUGAUUCGGAUGAUGAUGAGAAUUCAACAGAUGCAGCCGAACGAAAAGCUCGUCUUGCUCAACGUGCCGAAGAUUGGGCAAAGAGAACCGGUAAAAAGGAACUGGCAAUGAAGCCAAGAGCUGUUGGACCUGUUUUUAAUAAUUGUGAUGAUCAACCAGAAGAAUUUAAGUUUAUGAUUGCAGUCAAGUUCUACUAAUCAUUUCCGAAAGCUAUACUAGAAUCGGAUUGACAGUUUUAGUUAUUCUACUGUCUAAUUUUUUAUUUAAAAUUCCAAUCCUUUUUAAAUAUGGUUUUCUUUCUUUUUGACUGUGAAUGUCUCCCUUGCGUCCCGUAGUAUUUAUCAUUUUCUGUUCGUAUAUUCCCUUCUCCUAACCAGAAUUUCAUCUAAAUUUAUGAUUAUUUUCAAAUUUAAUUUCCCGAAUAAUUUUAAAACUUGUAUUUUCUGGUGUAUUUUUCAUUCUCAAAGCCAAAAUGGUGGACGAGAAGAAGAAGGAAAAAUGAAGGAAAAAAAGAAGAGG